AUGGGGCUCACACACCAUACUCAACCCAGCGAUCAGUCAAUUAGUGACACAGCUGAGGAGGAUUCGGAUGACGAGCUUCAUGUCAAUGGGGCUCGAGGGCGUCGUCCUUCGCAAAAAAGCCUGCAAAAGGACGUUCGAGAUUCUAUCAGGAGGAAGCGGCAUCCAACGUCUCCUUCCCAACAGACGUCUGGCCAUAUGCCUCAUGAUUGCUCCAACGAGGGCAAGCAAAUCAGUUCCUUACAGCGAAGAAUAUCAUUCACUCGGUCUCGAUCACCUCACCCACAAGUUUUCAACAAUGCAACUAAUGGAACACACCCGCCACCUGGCGCUUCUGCAUUUCCUCAGCGGCACAAGCCGCCUCCAGUUGUGCACACUCUAUUGCCAGCAAUGAUAUCUGCCAGCCUUUCCCUCCCUUCCCUUGGUACUUGGACAUUUUGCAUGGACACUAGAUAUAUGGGAGAAUCACUUCUCCUCAUCGGGUCUUUAGCUUUUUUCAACGAGAAACUCUCUGAUGACACUCUUCACACCAUCGAUUCAUCAAUGUCCGCAGAAAUGUAUAUCCUCCUUAUUACAGCUAUAAUUUAUAUUAUACGGGCGCACACAACACUACCGCACUCCAACGCCACUCCACCUACUGCUCUAGAGUCUCGUCGCACAGCAUCCCCUCGUACUGAAACUCGGGAAAUCCGACGCACUGGUUCCCUGUUAACGCCUACAGUUAAACCGCGCUUCAGUUUCAUUUGGAUGAGUGUUCCAAAAAAUUACAGGCAUUCUUCGAAUGAUGGCGUCCUCACAGGGCUCCUACUCCCACCCAUGAUUACACUAGCACUAUUGUACUCAGCCUUGCGGCAGCUUCACUCCCCUUCGUCUGAUCCCAAUCUUCUUCCCCCUCACUGGUUGAUAGAAGCUCCCAGUGUACUCCAUAACCCUCGGUCACCUGCCUCCGCUAUCGAGGCCCUCGUGCAGUCUCGUCGUGGUCUGGUGGAUUAUUCCACAUUGUGUUCGUUUAUAUUAUUGGCCCAAGUAUGUUCCUCGUGGAUCAUUGAGACACGCUAUCGCGGACGUCCUAGUGUUCCUGAGGGAGAGCGCGGCUCUGUUCCUCGCAGUGAAAUGCGCAGGACGUGGUUUUACGUGCUCUUCACUUUCGGCAUGACUAUGUUGGCCAUUACAGUUCGAUAUGUUCUUGCGCUAGCAGAGAUUCCUAUAUGGCGAAAUAUCAGCUAUCUCGAUAUUGGCAUCGGUUCAUUGUUCUAUCAAAUGUGCUUAUAUCUUGCCCUUCGCCUAGCGCACGGUGGGUUCACCCUAGGUGAAUUGGCUGUUGUCUGCUUCGGCGGGCUGUCCUUGGCCACGGAACUGUUGGGAUUGACUAGAGCGAGGAUAUGGCCGAAAACAGCGCCAUUCAUCGAGACAUACCGCUUGCCGACACCCUUGCUGAUUUUCCAGAUUGCGCUGAUCGCAGGUUCCUUCACUACUGGCUUCCUGCUUUCUCCACUUCUCGCCCUAUCAAGGCACAUUGCACAACGACCCGUGAGACGUCUUCGACUCCCACAGGAGAAGCAACGGCAUCGACGUGCCCUUGCCGCGGGUUUCUACGUCGGAACCGUAAUCAUUGUAGUAGGAAUCAUUGGUUCGUGGACGUGGUGGAACCUCGGACGUAGGAACCCAUGGUUAUGGACUAUCUUUUGGCUCCUUGAGGGGCGUAAGAAGUGGAGUCGACCCAUGCUUCUUGCAUACUGGGGCCUUCUUGGAAGCAUCAGUGUUGCCGGAUGGAACCGACAACUGUCAAGGUCAAGACGGUACAGGCAUAGAAAUACGAGUGGGGGUACCCAAGAUAACGUGAUCGUUCCAUUCGCCGCGAAUCAGAAACCACAGGAGAUUCCAGCAACUUCGUCCGCUCCCACUACUGCUCUUGGGCUUACAUUCCCCAACUUAGCUAAUCUCCCUAAUCUGUCCAAUAGUUCGCAAGUCGCCACCGAAUUGUUGGAUGCUGCAGAUAAGCAUGUUCCGACGCUUGGCAUUAACGCAAGGCGCAAGUUUUUCCACGCGUUGGCCGUUGUCAUGUUUCUGCCUGGUGUAGCUGUUGAUCCCGCAUUCACUCACUUGGCCUUCAGCGCAGCCUUUGCGCUCUUUAUCUUUGCAGAAUAUGUCAGAUACUUCGCCAUUUAUCCUUUCGGUGCUGCUGUACACUUGUUCAUGAACGAGUUCCUCGAGCAAAAGGACAGCGGAACUGCCAUCCUCAGUCACUUUUAUCUGCUUACUGGCUGCGCGGGCUCACUGUGGCUUGAAGAGCCAUCGCGGUUGCUACAAUAUACCGGUAUCCUCGCUUUGGGUAUUGGCGACGCUCUGGCAUCUAUUAUUGGCAAACGCAUUGGUCGGCACCGUUGGUCUUCAACAUCCUCCAAGACCCUAGAAGGUAGUGCCGCAUUUGUGCUGUCCCUCGUGGGUAGCGCGUGGCUUCUGAGACUCUGCGGGCUUACGGAGGAAUUUUCGACAUUGCGCUAUACCAUUGUGGUCACUCUGUCAUGUGCGCUUGAGGCCCUGUCAGAGCAGAACGAUAACUUGACUCUGCCGUUGUAUAUGUGGAGUUUCCUUGUGGCUGUCGAUGUGUAG
Messenger RNA from Suillus paluster, 2610 nucleotides. RefSeq lists its product as uncharacterized. The transcript has 9 exons. Gene Ontology annotation, biological process: dolichyl monophosphate biosynthetic process. Gene Ontology annotation, cellular component: endoplasmic reticulum membrane. The coding region runs from base 1 to 2610 and encodes 869 amino acids. The record is from RefSeq and is a predicted model, not a curated record. NCBI's taxonomy places the organism in Eukaryota, Fungi, Basidiomycota, Agaricomycetes, Boletales, Suillaceae. Gene Ontology annotation, molecular function: dolichol kinase activity.